Molecule: messenger RNA, 2500 nt
Organism: Syngnathus typhle (broad-nosed pipefish)
Lineage: Eukaryota; Metazoa; Chordata; Actinopteri; Syngnathiformes; Syngnathidae
Gene: tmc4
Product: transmembrane channel-like 4
Exons: 16
Coding region: 96-2210 (704 amino acids)
Cellular component (GO): plasma membrane
Molecular function (GO): mechanosensitive monoatomic ion channel activity
Source: RefSeq, a predicted model, not a curated record
GUAAAGUCCAUCACAGGAGGUGCGAGAGAUUCCAGGAAAUACACGUCUUCCCCAAGACAAGCGCUGACUGAUUUUUUUAACAGAACUUGUGAGGAAUGGACCCCCGGCAACAAGGCUCAAAUGACAAUGACUACACUGAAGUCGGCGAUUACUUAUAUUCGUAUGGCCAAGAGUCGCUGAGAUUAAGACGUCCUUCAUCUCAAGGGUCCAAUCGGAACUACCCUCACUUCAAGUGGAACCCGGCAGCCACAGAAGAAGAAGAGGUGGAGGAUGAAGUGGAUGGAUACAGAGAAUCGGGCGAGGAGCCUCGGGAGAUCCAUACCAUCCCUCUGCCCAUGGCGCUGAAAAGGGCUGUGAGGCAGGUACAGGAAAUGCAGGUGCCUGUACUUUCCUCCAGGAUGACAUCUUGGAAACAAAGGAAGCGCAAAACCCUCAAGAAAAUCAAAAACAACACCAGAGAGUUCCUAAACUUAUUUAUGCUUUGGAGGAAGUCUUUGCAACAGAUUGGAGGAAACUUUGGCGGCGGUGUCCAGUCUUAUUUCCUGUUCCUGCGUUUCCUGGUGGUACUCAAUUUUGUCUCUUUUUUACUGAUCGCCGGGUUCGUCUUCAUCCCCAGCGUCGUCUUCAGAUCACUCGACAGCAUCUCUGCCAACAACACUGGGCCCGAGGAAUGCAUGAAAUACGAUCCCAAUCCUCAAGUCUUGGUGGCAUUCUAUUAUUACAUCCUUGACUUCCUUUCGGGAACGGGUUACAUGGAGUCUUCGUACCUGUUUUAUGGCUACUACAACAGCACUCUGGUGGGUGACAACAACUUCUCCUACAACAUCCCGCUGGCCUAUCUCUUCACCGCCGUCUUCUACUUUGCAUUUUGCUUCAUCUGCAUCUUGGCCCGGAUGGGGACAGCAGCUCGAGUUGCCGUGGCGACGGGAGGUGGCGUCGUGGGCAACUACAGCAUGAUCGUGUUCACGGGCUGGGACUACGGGUGCCUGGGAGACCAAGCCACCAAGCUGAAGCAGAGGAACAUCCACUAUCGGCUCCAGGUAGAUUUGGAGGAGCAACUUAUGAAGCAGAAAGCAGCCGCUCUGACCUUCUGUCAAAAAAUAAUCUUGUACUCCCUUCGCAUCUUCAUGGGCUUUGUUGCUUUGGGGCUCAUAGUGGCAGCCUGCUUCGGCAUCUUCGCGGCCACAGUUUUCAGUCAGGGCAAGAGUGGUCAGAGUGGGAUUCUGGGUUUGAUUUUUGAGUAUCUGCCCUCCAUUGUGAUCACCGCUGGUAACUUCCUGGUGCCGUUACUCUGUGACCAGAUCGCCCUGCUUGAGCGAUACCCACCCAGCACCACAGUCAUACUGGCCCUCUUGAGGGCAGUGUUCUUGCGCUUGGUGAGUUUGGGAGUUCUGCUGUUCACCCUGUGGGGUCAGAUCACAUGCCAGGUGGACAGGAACAAGUGUGACGUGUGCCAGUACAACCACGAGGAGUACCCUUGCUGGGAAACACGAAUAGGACAGGAAAUGUACAAGUUGACGCUUUUUGACCUCAUUGUUACCAUCGCCGUACUCGCGUUGGUCGAGUUUCCACGCAGGAUGGUGGUGGACAACUGGUCCAACAUGCUGACUCGGUGGGUGGGUCGGCAGGAGUUUGUGGUGUCAGCCAACGUGCUGGGCCUGGUGUACGGCCAGACGGUGGUCUGGAUGGGGGCUCUUUUCUGCCCCCUGCUGCCUGUUAUCAAUACAGCCAAGUUUGUCAUCCUCUUCUACUGCAAGAAGGUUACACUGUUCAACAACUGUCGGCCCGCCCACAAGACUUUCCGCUCCACCACCUCCACGUUCGUCUUCCUGGUGGUGCUGCUGUUCGGGUGGGGCAUGGCCACUCUAGUUAUGAUCUACAGUGUGGCUGAGAUCCAACCGUCUAUGGGCUGUGGCCCCUUCCGCUUCUUCCCGUACAUGUGGGCCAUUGUUCCGAUGUCUUUCGAACGCCUCUCAGGAGUCACGCAGGAGUUUCUCUUCUUCAUUGGUUCCCAGGCCUUCUCCAUCCCUCUGUUUGCCUUGUCUUGCGUAGUGAUGGGUUAUUUCGUCGCCCUGGCUGCUGUUUAUGGAAAAAGUGUUACUUUGCUCAGAGCUCAACUCAAACAGGAGAGCCAUGACAAGCAGUUCUUGGUCAAACAGAUUGAGAAUCUGAGUCGUCAACUUCAGAUACCGACGCGAGACUUUCCGUGACAAACCUUGCUCCAUUGCAGUUUUUCCAUUGCUGUUAGUCUAUUUAUGAUACAAUAUAUAUAUAUAUUAUAUAUUAUAAUGAUAAUGAUAGAAUGAUAUACCUUAUUAUGAUUAUCCCUAAUAAACAUUAUUGUAAUGAUAAACCCUAAUAGACAUUAUUUACAGACUCAAUGAACCAGAUAAUAAAACAAGACAAUACAACAAGAUAUACGGGAAAAAACCAUGUAAAAACAGACUCAUUGUUUUUCCUUCAUAUGUAAGUCAGUUGGAGAAUUUAUGACUGUGGUGAG